AAUGGUAGAUCUUUCUUAGCACAUACCUAAAUAUUACACUCGACGAACCAAGAAACAAAAAUGAACAUCCUACAAUAUUUUGCACUAUGGGUUGUCGUCAUAGCAACAGGCCCCUCCCUAAUCCAAGGAAUGGGGUCGUUUAAAGAUGGCGAUAAUGUGGAUAUAUUUGUUAACAAAGUUGGACCAUAUUUCAACCCACAUGAGACGUAUCACUACUAUUCGUUGCCUGUGUGUCGGCCGGAUAAAAUUAAGCACCGAUCACUAACCUUGGGUGAAGUUUUGGACGGAGACCGAAUGGCGUAUUCCUUGUACGAAGUUCAAUUCGGUAAAAACAAAAAAGAUGAAGAACUGUGUACAAUUGAUGCGGAUGAAAAAGCACUCGAGCAACUCAGAGACGCUGUAGAGGAGUUGUAUUACUUCGAAAUGGUUGCGGACGACUUACCAAUGCGUAGUUUCAUUGGGCGAUUCGAAGAAACAGGAUUUUUGCAAAUGCCACACAUACAUAAACUAUCUUUAUACAACCAUAUAACAUUUCGGUUUACGUAUAAUGGAGAUAAGAUAAUUUCCGCAAAUGCGACUACAAAAGGACACAGCCCGCUGUCUUUAGACCAACAAGCGCCGAUGAAAAUUACGUACAAGUAUAGCGUAGAAUGGACUGAAACAAAACUGAACGCAGCAGAUCGAUCGAAGUUACUCAAAGACUAUACUUUCUUUCCGAGGACGCUAGAAAUACAUUGGUUGUCCAUCAUUAAUUCUGUAAUCCUGGUUUCGCUGUUGAUGGGUUUUAUAGUCGUGAUUUUAACCAGGGUUUUGAGGAACGACUUUACCAGAUAUAACAAGGCUGAAGAUGAUGAAUCUGCCGAAUUCUCUGACGAUGAUAAUGGAUGGAAAAUAAUACACGCUGAUGUUUUUCGAUUCCCGCCAUAUAAAUCGUUGUUUUGCUCGAUUCUUGGAGUUGGGACGCAAUUACUUUCAAUCGGAACUGGAAUUAUAUGUAUGGCUCUUCUCGGGAUGUUUAAACCUCAUCGUCAUGGUUCAAUAAACACAGCGGCCAUUUUGUUGUAUGCACUGACAUCGUGUGUCGCAGGAUAUGUUUCAAGUUCAUACUACCGCAAGUUCCAAGGUGCAAACUGGGUGUCGAAUAUUGUUCUAACAUCGGCGUUGUUCACUGCCCCGUUUUUUGCGAUUUGGAGUAUCAUCAACACUGUACAUUGGAUUUAUGGAUCAACGCAAGCUCUCCCGUUCACGACAGUCCUUCUGCUGGCUUUCAUUUGGGUUCUAGUUGGAUUCCCUUUAACUGUAGUAGGGGGAAUUCUUGGAAAAAAUACAUCUGGAGAUUUCGAUGCUCCGUGUCGCACCAAGAAUAUAGCGAGAGAGAUCCCGCCUCAGCCAUGGUACAGAAUGACAUUGGCACAUAUGGUUUUUGGCGGAUUUUUGCCGUUUAGUGCAAUUUCAGUCGAGCUUUACUACAUCUUUGCUACCGUUUGGGGCCGUGAGGUCUACACCUUAUAUGGAGUUCUACUUCUCGUGUUUGGGAUUGUUUUAUCUGUCUCUGCGUGCAUCUCUGUUGCCUUGACGUACUUCCAGCUGAGUUCAGAAGAUUUUCGUUGGUGGUGGCGUUCCAUUUUCAGCGCUGGUUCGACUGGAUUUUUCGUGUUUAUAUACGCGUCUUUCUUCUAUUUCAAACGUUCGAACAUGUCUGGAACUGUACAAUCAGUCGAAUUCUUUGGAUACACGUUACUGACUUGCUUCGCUUUUUUCCUAAUGUUAGGAACUGUGUCGUUUUUCGCCUCCCUUAAGUUUAUUCGCUACAUUUACGUGAAUUUGAAAAUGGACUAGAGGCAGGGUACCACAGAAACAGUAAAAUGUCCAUCAAACAGGACAAAUGCUUUUAAUAAGGUGAUACCCAAAACUGAUUGAAUAUUCGGAUAUGUUUUGAAUUUGGUAUUUAAAUUGAAUCCAACUGCUUUUAUUUAAUGAAUUUGAAAAUGGAAUAGAGACAAGAAUUCCUUAAACUGACUGGAGACCAAAUAUUUAGAUAUAUCUUGAAUGGAAUAUUUUAUGGUCACGGUUUGGCAGAUUAUGAUCUUGGAAAGUUACAAUUAUAGCAUGUCCUAAUAAUAUUUUAGUGAGGGGUGCUGACAUGGUUAUUCUAUUUUUAUCAGGCAAAUCAUGCCGGUAUGUUAAACAACUUCCCCUCAACAAGAUUGGAAAUUCAGAUUUUGAAAAAAAAAGACAUUCAAAUUUGUUCAUUUUCACAGCCAAAUGGGGGGAGAUACAGGGGAUUCCCCCAUCUCCCCAUUCCUUUAAAAUAUGACUUGCUGCACCACUAACUUUGUUAGCAUUUUUUCAUUUUUAAAUUUUGAGCAAUGUCAUUUCUUUGUUCAAUUUAAUUCAUAAUUUAAUAGAAAUUAGUAGAGAACAUAUAUAAUUUAUUGUAUAUAUUGUCAAUGAUGACUAGGGAUGUCCUGAAUCGAAUAUUUUUUCGGUUUGAAUCAAACAUUUUUCUCGAAUCGAAUAUUGUUGCGCAAUCUUGAAUCUGUCUCAAUUGUACUAUGAAAACUUCCUCCGUAGAUAUUGUGAUAACAUAUGUGGGAAACGUGGAAAAUACUGCUGAUAUUUUUCAUAAUUAUGUUUUCAGAGAUGUAUAAAAAAUAUGUGGUGCGCUGGGACAGCCCUAAUGAUGGCUAUAUUCAAGUGCUUGUUGGAAUCAAAUGAAAAUUUUGAAAAGUGGAUAUUAUCUAUUAUAUAAAAUUAACAUUUUAGGAAAAUUUCGAAGUCAUUGCUCUAAUAGUUCAGAAUAAAAGUGAUUUAUUUUUUGUCCUAUGGACAGCAAUAAUAAAUGCUAUAAUACACUGGUUGGCCCAAAAGUUUCUAAUUAUUUCAAUAACCGCAAAUGCUGUAAAGUGGAUCCACAUAUGAUAUUCGAAAACCAAAUUGAGCAUGAAUCAGAGUAUUACGAAUGGGAAUCUUUUGCUUAAACUCAAUCACAGUCGCCAUCUUGUGUAUAUAAAUUAUCCAUUUCAAUUGGAAUAAAAAAAAUUAAAAUGAUUUUUGCUUUGAAAUUCACUUGCUAUUGGGACACCUGUAUUGUAAUGUUUAUGAUUAUACGUUGGGGUUUUAUUCCUAGGUUUGAAGCACCUUGAAAUGUUUGUUAAACUUGUGUUUAAUAAUGUGGAUUGAUCAAUGAAAUCAGGGGUGUGCAACCUUUUAAUACCGGAGGGCCAGAUAGAAAUAACUGGGUGAAACCAUGGGCCGAAGCUUGAUCUUGUGACUUGCAUUGUUUGCACAUGCUUGAUGUUAAGGCAUUGUAAUGUCAUAGACAUAGAUAAGGGGAUUGGCCUCAGGUAUAGGCUUUGCAACGCAGAGGGAUUGGAAUUACUCGAACAUAACAAAUAAAUUAUAAACUUGUUUCCCGGGCCGCUCAUCAUUCAAAAUUGGCACUCCCCCACGGGCCGCGCAAUUUUUCUUUGGGGGCCGCAGGUUGCACAUCCCUGAAUUAAAUUACAUCAUCCUUAAGUUGACUUAGUGGCCGAAUAAUAAUUUCCACUUUCACGUAAAAAUAAUUUGCUUGUGUAUUUUGUCUCUCAAUGCUAUGUUUUUAUUAUGAACACAGUACUGGUUAUUGGUACUAUAUUUCUCAUCACAAUGUUUUUACUUUGGAGUUGUAAAAUUUCCUUGAUUGCUUUUGUAGUCAGAUUUUGUUUUAGCACUUUAAACUUGCGUCUCUGACAAGCUCAAAAUUUUUGCUUUGCUUAUGACGCCUUACUUCGUUAAGGGAAUACUCUGGUCUGGAAUGUAGUACAGUGAUCAUUUGGCUUCAGAAGUAUGUGUACCAAUAUGGAGGUAACUAAUUUUAUUUGCCUACUUUACAUCAAGUUGUGUAAAGGGACUGAAACCUAUGGACAGGGGGUGUAAUAGAACUAAAUUAUGGAAAAUCGGAAUAAAAUCAUGGCCUAACCCUAACCUGGUACACAUACAACGGGAGUACCGGAAAUACUCUUUGGUUCGGUCUCUUGUCUGGACUCUAGAAGAACAGUGAUCAUUUUGCGAUAUGAUUUUCAACUCAAAUGCCCUCUUUCAAUGUCUAUGGGUAGAUAGAAUCGAAUGAUUUUUACUUUGGAGUUUUAUUUAUCACACAUAAUUAAUUUUUGAUUCUAGUUGUCCUAUGUCCAUGCAUACAGGUCUUAUUUAAUCCUUGGUACAAUGGCAUUCAAGGGCUCAUUCCCAAUUUUUCAUACUCAUCUCUUUACUGCAUUUCACCACAAGAACAUAUAGAAUUAACCCAACAAAAGUCAGAAAUCUUAGCAAUCAUAUUUUUGAUAUUCAAAAUAAUUGUUUUUCCUGUAUUGCAAGAGUUAAAGACGUUAUCAAGACAUUUUGGCUUCCUAUUGAGAUGAAUAAACAUUCAUUUCCUGUGUUUAGCUACUGGUGCUUUUCAAAGUAAACAUAAAAUAUAAAAAUGCAAGCAAGCUUAUUUUUUGCCAUUCAAAAAUGGGACCUCCAGAAGUAUGCAUACCAAGAUGGCGCACAACCUGAACAUAGUAUGUGUGUAUCAGUUAGGAUUUAGGUUGUGCGACAUCUUGGUGCACAUACUUCUGGAGCACCCAAAAAUGAUUGUUUUUUCUGUAUUGUAAGCAAACAUAUUUCAUUGGGACGUUAUAAAACUCAUUUUGCCAUUUGAUGAUGUGUGUUAUUUUUUGGUCAGCUUUUGUGAAAUGAUAGCACUAGAUGAAAUAAAUAUAAAAAUUGUUGAUAUUCAAGCAA
This is a messenger RNA of Styela clava, 4767 nucleotides long. Its product is annotated as transmembrane 9 superfamily member 1-like. The record is from RefSeq and is a predicted model, not a curated record. Gene Ontology annotation, cellular component: membrane. NCBI's taxonomy places the organism in Eukaryota, Metazoa, Chordata, Ascidiacea, Stolidobranchia, Styelidae. Gene Ontology annotation, biological process: protein localization to membrane.